UUUUUUUUUGCUGCACUUGUGGUCUUUAUUUUUUGUUAUUUUUCAAAAGUAGGCAGAAAGUGGGGUGGAGAGAUGGGAAACACAUGCAGUAUAGGUCUCCAGGGUCUGGACUCGAACCAUUAUGACAACCUCUAAUCUGUGACGGUGGAUCAUCUGUUUUUCUUUAUAUAUAUUUAGUUAUUUCAAACACAUUGCCACAUAUAACUGGGCCCUUGUAUUUAGAUAUGGGACUAACAAAACACAAUUUAUAGCAUCUUGCUUCCUGUGUAUUCUAGACCAGAUGUAGAGAGUAAAACUGCAUGAAUGGAUGGAUGGAUAGAUGGAUGGACAUCCAGAUUCUAAUUAAAUAGUAACAGGAUAACUUAUGUUGUAAGGUAAGGUAAGGUAAUUUUAUUUAUAUAGCGCUUUUCAGCAACGAGACACUCAAAGCGUUGUGGAACAUUACAAAACACUUGUAAUUUCAUCUGGUUAAAAUGACUUUUAUAAAUAAAUUUGUAAAACUUGUUAAAAGUUGUGUGAUAUUUUUAAUGUGAGAGUCAUGACAGCCUGUUAACAAAACCUUUUCACUGCAUGCUACUGGCUGCAGUAUUUAUAGACUAACACAUAUGUCAACAUCGGUGCUCGCAUCGUCACAUCCUGACUCACUUCUCUUGUUAAUAAGCCCACACUAUGGCAAUGUAAUGCAACAACCUACCACCACAAGGUUAAGAAAUUUGUGACUAACAUUUUUACACUAAAAAGAAUCCAUCAGAUAUACAUGUUUAUUUAAAUUUAGGUCAUCAGAUGAAACUCACAAUGUUAUCAAAGGUUUUAUACAUAGUUUAAUAAAGUUGGACAAAUUUAAAAAAUACUUUUUAACCAUUUUUAAAAAAAUAAUUUUCUCUAUGUGCAGCAUAAUGCAUUAUGUUAAUGUUCUGCAUAAUGGUCUUCAAACCAAAAAAUUUUAAAAAAGCAGUGCAUGCAAAGGGGUGGCCAAAAGAAGGAAGCUACCAGUUCUGUGGUUAUGCUAACAUAAAGUCACCUCCUAUUUCAAACAGAGCACAAACAGGCAAUAUGCAAAAGGAUUCCAGACAGGAAUAUAUGCAGCUCAUUUCAUUGAUAUAAACUUAUGUUUAUUGUUACACCCAUCAAAAUAUUAUCACUGGUGGGAUGUAGGAUAGACACAGCUUUUGCAGUUUUGCUUGGACCCUUAUGAGCAGCCGGCACCCAGAUCUUCUUUUACCACAAGGAUGAAUACCACUGUGACAACGCAGCAACUGUCAACCUCCAUGAUGGCCACGAACUCCACAUCGAGCCCCAGCAAGCCAACACCCAAUUUUCACACUACCCUCCUGGUCAUCUAUAUAGUAGUUUUUCUGUGCGGUAUUAUCAGCCUGAGCCUGAUGAUGCACAUCAUGAAGUCCAGUUCUGCGUCUGCCACCUCCAUUGCCGUAUUCAACUUAAUUUUUGCCCACUUCAUAUUCCUUCUGACAGUGCCUUUCAGACUUUACUAUUAUGCAACCAAUGAGUGGAAGCUGGGCCCUGAGUGGUGUAAAAUGGUGAGCGCCAUGAUUCACAUCCACAUGUACAUGUCUUUGUUGCUCUACGUCAUAAUCCUUAUCACUCGUUUGUGGCCACACUACUGCAGGACUAGACAGGUGGAAUCCUUUGGCCGAAUGCACGCGCUCAUUGGCAGUGUAGUGAUUUGGGUUAUCGUACUCAUCUUAAUCCCUUGCAUCACCUUUCCUUUUUAUGGCCAAGAAAAUUCAGGCAAUUCCACACAUUGCUUUAAAUUUGCAGAAAGCAUAGAUUCUGCCAAACCGCUGAACUACAUCUUGAGCAUACUGGUGAUAGUGGUGGCUGUUGUCUUGACAGCCCUUCAGGCCAAAGUCCUGUGGGGUUUAUACAAUAAGGAUCGCCAGGGAUGUACAUCUCAGCAAGACUUUGGGGCUCAACUGAAGAGCCUCUGCUUCGCACUGAUCAUGCUAGUCUGCUUCGUUCCUUACCAUAUUUUCCGACUGUAUUACAUUGAGCGCACCAAGCUUGAAAAUAUCAAUGAGGUCUUACUGAGCCUGACCACUUUCAACUGUUUGGACAUGCUCACUUUCUUGGGAAGGAGAACAUUCCAUAUAUGCUUCAGAGGAAGGACUGUGUAAAC
Messenger RNA from Girardinichthys multiradiatus, 2137 nucleotides. RefSeq names its product probable G-protein coupled receptor 141 (gene gpr141). The record is from RefSeq and is a predicted model, not a curated record. Gene Ontology annotation, biological process: G protein-coupled receptor signaling pathway. Gene Ontology annotation, molecular function: oxysterol binding; G protein-coupled receptor activity. NCBI's taxonomy places the organism in Eukaryota, Metazoa, Chordata, Actinopteri, Cyprinodontiformes, Goodeidae. Bases 1230 to 2135 code for a protein of 301 amino acids. Gene Ontology annotation, cellular component: membrane. The transcript is spliced from 2 exons.